Messenger RNA from Vidua chalybeata, 4720 nucleotides. It is a transcript of the gene FBXO47, whose product is annotated as F-box protein 47. The transcript has 12 exons. The coding region runs from base 478 to 1830 and encodes 450 amino acids. Lineage: Eukaryota; Metazoa; Chordata; Aves; Passeriformes; Viduidae. The record is from RefSeq and is a predicted model, not a curated record. Gene Ontology annotation, molecular function: protein binding.
CGCCCCUCGCGCCGAGAGCAGGCGCGGGCGAAAAGGCGGGAAAAAUCGUUAUUACCAAAAAUUCGCCAAAAUUCACCUAAAAAAGGGCCGGAGUUGCCAAUAACACGAGCGAAACACCGCUGAAGGGGCACGCUGUUGUCGUCCGUGAUAAUUUCCUCCCUCCAGCGCGUCUGUGGCCACACUGGCAGCUCCCAAAUCGAAACUUGCUGUGUUGGUUUUUAAUAUUUGCCAACAUUUCUGCUCCCGGCUGAGGCUCCCGAACACAGCUGUGCUGCCUAUACACACCCGCCUCUGCUCCUACGACCAGAACGCCUUUUAACCCCAAUAGGGAGGUUGGUGAUCCCGCACCCCCAUCCCCUGCUGCUCCCUCAGAGCUCGCUGUGGGCGCUCGGCCGGGGCUGUUUGUGGAGAGGGGGUUUCCCUGAGGUAAAAAGCGGCUGAUAAAGUGUUUUAUGCUCCGCUGGUGGGAGCGCAGCAAUGACCCCGAGCGCGGGCAGCGGCCGCGCCCCGCUCCCCCGGCAGCGGCACAGGCGGAGCCGCCGCCGCUCCGGCCGCGCCCCGGGCAGCGAUUCCCCGGCCCUGGCCGCGCUGGGGGACUUCCAAACGCUUCCCUUGGAGAUCUUCCAGAUGGUGUUGAACUACCUCUCAGUGAAGGACAUCAGCAUGCUGAGCAUGGUGUCCAAAACCAUCAGCGGCCGCCUGAUUAAUUACAUCUCCACCUCGUCAGGGAGCCGGCGGCUGCUGCUGCAGGACUUCCACCAGGAGCUCCCUGCCAGGAGAGGAGGAGCCUCCAUCCUGGAGCACUACCGAGCUCUAGGGCUGCUGCUCAAGAGGUGCACGCUGCUGCUGCCCACCAGGGACAGGCUCAAGUACGUGCACAAGGUGCUCUCAGGGGUUUCCUGUUUCAAGCUGAAUGGUUGUGCCAGUCCCCUGCACUGCCUGGGGCUGCAGUGCUACGGGGUCUUCUUACAGAUCCUGACCGCGGGCUGGGAUGAGCUCGAGUGCCACCGGGUGUUCAACUUCCUCUGGGAGCUCAGCAAUUUAGCCCGGAAGGUGCAGACGGUGGUCAGCAGCAAACCAGGCAGCGCCCGGCGGCUGGAGCUGCGGAUCCGCCUGUUCUGCCGGGGGGUGCUGCUGUCGCCCGGGAGCCGCCGCAGCGACUGCGCCUUCUGGCUCACUCGCAUCCUCAAGCCCUGGCCCAUGGUCAACCAGGCCCGCCUGCUCUACAUCAUCUUCGGGCCCGUGUCCUCCCGCGAUGGACACGUGGUCUGGCAGAAAAUGAUAGAAGGACCAACAGACGAGACCAGUCUGAAGGGUUUAGCUGAUGCAAUUAAGCUGCUGUAUGGUACAGAAGCUAGAGAAUGGACAGCAGAUGAUGUUAUCAGUCUUGUGGAUGAGCUGUCAGUCGUUCCCCAGGAGUGGCUGAUGGAGAACAACGCUCGGCUGCUGCUCCUGAGUGGGAACAGCAUCUGCUUCACCUUCAUGGCCAGCAAAGCUGUGAAUGGCAGGGCUGUGGAGCUGGCCAGGCUCAUGGUCUUCAUGGUUCUGGUGUGUGAGAAGGACUUGUACUGCAUGGACUGGGCAGUGAGGAUGAUGCAGAAGGUCUGCAAGGUUUUCAGCUCUCCCUGGGAGAGGAACAACUUCCUGCAGUGCCUGGAGAACUCCUUUGCUCGCAUGCUCAUGGACAUGCUGCAGGCAGUGCUGGCUGGGGACAGGGAUGAGGAGGACAGCAGCUUCCUGAACCUGUUCCACCUGAUGAAUGCACAGGCCAGCUUCCACAAGGAAAUCCUCUCCGUGGCCAUGGGCAGCAGCAGCAGCAGCAGCACCUGAGCUCCACGGAGCCCUCCUCUGUCCCUGCCUGAUUCCUCUUGCUUUUCCUUUGAACUUGUGCAGAGAAGUCUCGGAUUAUUCCUGACAUUCCCAUCCCAGUAGGAGCUGGGGUGGCAGAGGUUGGGCCCAUCCGUGCCAGGCCAGCUGAGUGAGCUCAUGGAGGGCUUGGGGAGUGGAAUUCCAUUCCCUGUGCUCUUCUCCUCCAGGGAAGAGGGCUGGGAACACAAUCUGCAUUCUUUUCCCACUGUGCAUGUUUGCACACACAAUAAAAAUGACAUGGUUUCCACAGCUGAUGUGCAGACACCAGCUGAAGCUCAUGUUGUCUUAGCUCAGAACCCAAAACAUUCUGAGCUCUUAAAUUUCUUUUCUCUUGGGAAUCUGAGGAGAAAGGGAGGGAUGGGAUUUGAGGAGCUGUAUUUUUCCAGCUUGCCAAGGUCUCUGACUCAGGCUCUGUGGCAGAAAUGCUCCGUAGUUUGUACAUUCAGCUUUGGGGAAAGGUGAUUUCUGAAAGCAAUUCCAGUGCUUUGAUCAACCAAGGCAUUUCCUCCUCUCAAUCUCCAGGUUUUAUAAAGCAAAAGAAACUUCAAAUCUCUCCCCCUGCCCCAGGUAGCAACUGUUGAAGUGUUUUAGGAUUUAGCCAAGUUGAAGACACCCAUUAAACACAUUAAAUUAGAACACUGGUUCAUUAAUGGAUAAAUGUUUGCUGCUCAGAGAAGGGUUUGAUUUUCUGCUCUGUUGCCUUCCAGACAAACCCCUGUGCUGGCAAUAAAAGGCUCUCACGCUCUCUGUGCUGUUUGCAGCCUCCAGGUUCCUGAAGAGCCGCCUUCCCCACCCGAAUAUUCCCUUCCCAAGCCUCCCAGGCUUCCCUCAGCACUUCCCACAUUUAGCUCGGGAAUUGCGGGACCAGCUGCAGCGGGGCCGAUUUAUCCCAGCUGCCCCCACCUGCCCCCAUCAGCCGCAGCCUGGGAGCAGCUCGGGAACUGCUCCGAAGUUGGUGCGCUCAAAAUCCCGGCGGCGUUUGUGGAAUCCACAAUUCCAGGCAGGAUCUGGCUCCGGGACAUCCCUCGGCGCUGGUGCCGGUAGGUGGCAGAGGUGAAACCUUCCCUGAGCGCUGCGAACAUCCCUUUUUUUUUUUUUUUUUUUUUCCUUUUCCCCUGGCUGCUCGAAGGUGACGUUUUAAGGGCGCUGCAACGCCGGCGUUGCGCUGUGCGUGAUUUCUGAAGCGAGAGAAAUUCCAGGCUCUGCUUUCCACCCGGGGAACCGAACGUGUCCGGACUCAUUCCCAGUGAAGCCGAAAUUUGAGGAUAAAACAGCCUCGAUGUGAGGCCAGCGACGGGAAAACGCCGCCAGGAAUGUCCAGCCCAGAUCCUUGUCUCUCCCUCCAUCCUCAAGAGCCGCUCCCGGUCAAUAAUCCCGGAUGGGAGCAGGAGGAGCAGAGCCCGGCCCUUUGUGUGUCCCCGUCCCGCCGUGUCCCGGGUCAUUCCCGGCCAGAAGCAGCCAGAAAUUCCAGCCCGGCACAAGGGGGGCCUUUAUGAGAGCUCAGCCAGGGGAAGAGGGAGCUCUUUGAUUCCCUGGAGCAGCCGGCGGGGCUGGAAUGUCAGCCCGGCUGCUGCUCCUGCUGAAUUAUUGAUGGCUUUAUUAAUUGUCAUUAACUGCUCUGGCUCUGGCACUCCCAGCGCCUCAGGGAGGCCUUGGGCUGCCUCGGAAGGGACAUUAAAGCCCAUCCAGUGCCACCCCUGCCACCUCCCACUGUCCCAGGGUGCUCCAAGGCCCGUCCACACUGGCCUGGGGCACUUCAGGGAUGGGACAUCCCUGGUGGCAGUUUUUUUUUUGCCACAUUUCCAACAAACAGGACUUUCCUUCCCAAAGGAGUGAAGCCCAGCCCCGCUCCCCUGCCCAGUUUGGGGUGAACUGGGAAAUGCUCCCAGCCCUGCUCCCUCCUUUUCCAGCUCCCCCUGGAUCAGCUCAGACACUGACAAGAUCUGAGGCGAGCUGGGAUGGGGGUACUUGAGAAAAGGGUGAUUUUCCUCUUGCUGCCAAAUUUUUAUCUGCUGCAGAGGAGAGUGGGUAAAAGGCAGGGCCAGGAGCAAAUCCCCCCGUGCCAGGGGCUGGGCUGGAUCCCGGCUGCAGCCUGAGCUGUGCACGGGCACUGUCCCUGCCCCCUUUGGCUGCCUGCAAACCCCUCUCCUGCCCUGGUCGCCUUUUCCCACCCCUCCCCAGCUUCCAGCAGGGAGCUGGCGGGUUUGGGGCCUGCAGGAAGGGAUUUCUCUGCAGAGCUGGCAGCUCUGCGAGGCCUGGGAGCCAGAGGAAAGGAUCGUUCCUGCUUUCACACUCAGCUGAGUUUCCAUUCCACGCAUUCCUCCUCACUCGCUCUGCCCUCAUCCCUGCAGAUGUCGGCUCCCGAAGGACGGGAGGUUAUUGAGAAGCCACUUGUGCCUGCAGAAAUUCCUCCCGGAAUAUUUCAGGCUCCCGAUUCCCGGCUAUAUUUGGUGCUGGAGAGAGGGAGCAGCGCUUCCUCACCUCGGGGGCUCAGCGGGAGGGAUCACCCUGGGCGGCUCCAGGAAAUCCCCAGCCCGGAGUUUCUCUCGGGACUUUGACUGACAGGAAAUGGCAGUGUCGAGCAUUCAGCUGGCAGCGCUGACCACAUCCAGCAUUCCCAGGCUCUGAAAUCUCUCUUUUUUCCCCUCUCUCCUGAAAGUCACAGCAGCCCAUUCCAGCAUUUCCUGGCCCCCUGCUCUCCCUGGAUCCCCUUCUCUCACACGCUUGUGUGGUGCUUCCAGGGAUAGCUGAAGGGGCACAAAGUUUUCCCCAUUAUGGAUAUUUCAGGUGUUUAUUGCUUAAAAAAAAAUAAAACCCUGGGAGACACCAGGAAUGUGAAAAUGUUGCCUUC